Messenger RNA from Metarhizium album ARSEF 1941, 1449 nucleotides. Its product is annotated as guanine deaminase. NCBI's taxonomy places the organism in Eukaryota, Fungi, Ascomycota, Sordariomycetes, Hypocreales, Clavicipitaceae. Gene Ontology annotation, molecular function: zinc ion binding; guanine deaminase activity. Gene Ontology annotation, biological process: guanine metabolic process. Bases 1 to 1449 code for a protein of 482 amino acids. The record is from RefSeq and is a predicted model, not a curated record. The transcript has 2 exons. Gene Ontology annotation, cellular component: cytosol.
AUGGUGCCCACGAGACUGGCCCUGGAACCCAGGAAGUUCCGUGUCCUCGUGGGGACCUUUGUCCACAGCAAAUCCCGCUCGGAGCUGGAGUAUAUCCACGACGCUGCUGUUGCAGUCGACGAUGGCGGAACCAUUGUCGCCAUGGCGAGAGGCUGCGAGAACGGGAAUGCGGCCAAGGACAAGGUUUUGAGGGAGACUGGGUGGACGCACCGUCAUGUCGAUUUGGUCGAGUGUGGGGAGGGACAGUUUUUCUUUCCCGGCUUCAUAGACACCCACGUCCACGCCUCGCAGUACCCCAACGCAGGAAUAUUCGGCAAAUCCACCCUCCUGGACUGGCUAGAGAAGUACACCUUUCCCCUCGAAUCGUCUCUCGCAGACCUCGCCAAGGCUCGCAAGGUAUACACGGCCUGCGUGCGGAGAUGCCUCUCCCACGGCACGACCACUGCGGCCUACUACGCAACCGUGGAUGUGCCUGCGACCAACCUCCUAGCGGACUUGUGCCUGUCUCUUGGCCAGCGCGCCUUUGUGGGCAGAGUCUGCAUGGACAGAGAGGAGCUGCGUCCUCGGCACUACGGCGACGAAUCCGCAGAAAGCUUCCUCCACAAUACGCAGGAAUCCAUUGCGUACAUCAAAAAGAUUGACCCCGGCUUUGAGCUCAUCUCGCCCAUCUUGACGCCUCGCUUCGCGCCAUCCUGCUCCUCGGAGGGCAUGAAGGGUCUCUCUGCCAUUCACAGACGAGAGCAUCUGCCGAUCCAGACUCAUGUCUCUGAGAACAAAGGCGAAAUCCAGCUUGUUGCCGACAUGUACCCCGAGUCAGGAUCGUAUGCAGAAGUCUACGACGACCACGGCCUCCUCACACCCAAGACUAUACUUGCCCACGCGGUCCACAUUACCGAGAAAGAAGCACGUCUCAUUUCACAACGCGAGUCGAAAGUCUCACACUGCCCCUGUAGCAACUCCUCGCUCACCAGCGGCGAGGCCCGGGUCCGAUGGAUGUGGGAACAAGGCAUUGAGAUUGGUCUGGGCACUGAUAUGAGCGGCGGCUAUUCGCCGUCGAUGCUGGAGGCCGCAAGGCAAGCUACUCUCACGAGCCGCCAUUUGGCAAUGCGCACAGAGGACCAGGCGCUACGGGAAAAGACGAAGCUGACGGUGGAGGAGGCGCUGUAUCUCGCGACCAGGGGCGGUGCGCGUUGUCUAGGUCUGGACGACAAGGUCGGCGGCUUCGAGGUGGGCAAGCAGCUGGACGCGCAGCUAAUUGCACUCGGACUGGUGCAGGACGACGGUUCAAGAGUGGGCGAGGACGAGGACGGCCAUGUGGACGCAGGCAAUGUGGAUGUUUUUGGCUGGGAGACGUGGGACGAGCGCAUCGCGAAGUGGCUGUACAAUGGGGAUGAUCGAAACACCAAGAAGGUCUGGGUGAAGGGACGGUUGGUGCACUCCAGACGAUAG